AUGUCCGACCACAACAAACCAGCAGCACCACGAAUAGCAAUCAAAUUCGGCACGCCGUCGAUUAACAACAACUCAAAAAAGCCUCCACGACCAAAUCCACCGUCGGCACUAGGGAAAAGACCGCGAUCACACGCGCUAGGGGGAGGAUCUGAUUCGGAAGACGACGAAGAUGACCACCGCGGACGACAUGAGAAAAUCACCGGCUUUGGCGCGGAAGGCGCUGAAACAGAGCGCAAAGUAAAGGACCCAAGGACAGAGAAGAAAGACUUUGUUAUUGCUCGACAACCGAAUCGCGACUGGAGAUCAAGUGCCAGAGCGCAGAAGGGCAGAAAUUUACUUCCUGAGGAGGCCAGGGCGCAACAGAACGGAACAACAGUCGAAACAGAACCGGCGGACCAAGAUAAGGGUCUAAAAUGGGGCCUAACAAUCAAGGAGAAAACGGACGAUAAUAAGGACGUCAAAUUGAACUACGACGACGACCAAGAACCCUCAGAGGAUAACGAUAAGAAGCCACCUCCCAAGCGAUCGGUAGACGACGAAGCCAUAGAUGCGUUACUCGGGAAGAAGGAGGAGGAAGACAAGAUCAUACAUCCUACGGAAGAGGACGCUUACCGCCGGGAUAUUCAUGAAGCUGGUGAGGCAUCUACUCUCAACGACUAUGAAGCCAUGCCUGUGGAGGAAUUUGGUGCAGCUCUCCUACGAGGAAUGGGUUGGGACGGUAAACCCCGCGGAGCAGUAAAAGAAGUCAAGCGACGUCCGAACCGACUCGGGCUCGGUGCCAAGGAGCUCAAAGGGGAAGAGGACUUGGGCGGGUGGAAUCAGAACGGGAAAAAGAACAGACGGCCACGUCUUGAUGAAUACCGCCGAGAGGAGAACAAACGAAAAGAUGGCCGUCGACAUGAAGACAGUUACAAGUACAGUCGGGAGAAAGAUCGGGAUUACAGGCAUGAAAAUCGUGACCGCGACCGUGACCGCGAUAGAAAUCGUGAUAGAAACAGAGAUGACGACCGACACAGAGGUCACCGAGACUAUGAGCGGCGACGUUGA
Molecule: messenger RNA, 1047 nt
Organism: Fusarium coffeatum
Lineage: Eukaryota; Fungi; Ascomycota; Sordariomycetes; Hypocreales; Nectriaceae
Exons: 1
Coding region: 1-1047 (348 amino acids)
Biological process (GO): mRNA splicing, via spliceosome
Cellular component (GO): spliceosomal complex
Source: RefSeq, a predicted model, not a curated record